Messenger RNA from Leopardus geoffroyi (Geoffroy's cat), 1143 nucleotides. RefSeq lists its product as uncharacterized. The record is from RefSeq and is a predicted model, not a curated record. NCBI's taxonomy places the organism in Eukaryota, Metazoa, Chordata, Mammalia, Carnivora, Felidae.
UUUCCCUUCCCUUAUGUUCAUCUCUUUUGUCUCUUAAAGUCCUCAUAUGAAUGAAGUCAUAUGAUUUUUGUCUUUCUCUGACUGCCCUUAGUUCCACUCUUACCCUCCUUUGCCUUGUGGCAAAAGGACUCUGAUGAAUUGUUCGAGGCAAUUUAAACUUAUGCCAAAACGUGUAAUUAGGGGAAAUCGUAUUCAGCGGAUUGGUUUUGGAAAUUAGAUCAUGGAGAGUCGGUUAUUCAGAGCUUUGGCUUUGAGGCAUUGAGAAAAUCCCAGCGCCCGGACGAUGCUGUUGGAGGGGUAGCCCCCGUUACACUGAGUGCCGCUAGAUGGCGCCCAAGAAGGCAAAGUCCUCAUCCGGGCCCCUGGGUCCCUUGCAGAAGGAGAGCCUGCAGGUUUCCGCUUCCUCUGGUGAGAUACAGGUCGGCCCUCAGAAUUGCACGGGCACCAACUCUUCCCUGAACUUGGUGCUCAUUCCCACCUGGGUCCUCACGGAGCGGCCUGAGGAAUGCAACCCAGCACACCCCAUGGCAGCCCGCUGGAGCGCCCGGAACCAGAGGAAUGUGGAAGAGGGACAACCCCCUUCCAGCUCGCCCUCGACCUGUCUGGUCUUGGGGACGGACCGUGAUGUGCAUCGUGAUCCUGUAGCACCGAGUGCAUACAGGCAAGUCAGGACAGCCACCUGGGUCACCUCCUGUGAUCCACGUGCCAGUGGGAGGUGGGAGGCCUUCGGGACCCUCAGCUCCGUCACCAUGAGACUUCUCCAGGUGGUCCUCGCUGCUGUGUUUAUCAUUUUCCAGGUACUGCCCGCUGCCACCAGAGCGUUCAACUUUGAAAGACCCUGUUACCUGCGUGGUGGAAUCUGCCUGAAGCGAGGGACCCCAGACUGUGAGCCUUUCCGAGGGCCCUGCCGGGCUUUCACUGUUUGCUGCAAAGUGAAGGGCUUAUGGGGGCGCAGCAGCCGAGAAGCCCUGACUCCCAGGUCCGAAGCAGGGCCCCCUCUGUCCGAAUAAAAGCAAACAACGUUCAGGUCUAACUAAUCAGUCAUCUUAUCUUUAGGAUGGAUUAAAGGAAAUCGUUGUUUUUUGGGAAGGGGGUGUCAGGGAGAGGGAGACAAUUUAAGAAUAAAAUUUUUAUUAUGCUUUA